AUGACCCGCUCGCGGGCGGCGUCGUGGGACAGGGUGCGCUCGAAGGCCAGGAGGGGCAGGUCGGGCCGGCUGGGCGCGGGGCCGGGCUUCGCGUAUGCGCUGCGCGUGCGGCCGGGCGAACUCCUCGAGCGCGCGCAGGAGCUGCUCGGCCAGGAAGGCCACCUCCUUUUGUAUGCGGUCGCGCAUUUGGUCGGUUCGGGGGUGCACCUCGCCCAUCUCCGCGAGGGCCAGAUGAAGAUGAAGAUGCAGGCCUCGACGAGGAGGUCAGCCGCCCUUCUCGUGGCGCUUUGUUUUUUGACGCUCGCUGUGGCGGCGUGGGCCAGCGGCUGUCCCAACAACUGCAGCGGACGCGGCGUGUGCAUCAACCGGAGCGUCUGCCAGUGCUACCCCAACUGGGCCGGCGUCGAUUGCUCCUACCAGGACGUGGCAAUCACUUCGGGGCAGUCCACGAGCGGCACGGUGGCGGUCAACGCGUGGGCGUUUGCCCACUUGCAGCUCUCGCAGCACUCCUACGUCUCGUGGAACGUGCUCCAGCAAGUGGGCGGCGACUGCGAUUUCUACAUCCAGAAGAAUGCCUACCCCACCCACAAAAGACUGACGUUGACGUCCCUCGUCAGCUGGUUGCAACGCGAGGUUUCGACCAAGCCCAACGCGACGAUUAUCACUCCUGAUGCCACCCCCGGCAAGUGGUACAUCGGCAUCUACGGCUUCGCCGCGUGCAGCUAUCAGCUCACCGCCCAUGUCUACGGCGAGUGCCCGCGUAACUGCUCGGGCAACGGCGUGUGCGUGAAUGGCGUGUGCUCGUGUGACUCUGGCUACACCGGAAAUGACUGCGCCCAGCUGAAGCCCAUUCCUCUCCCGAUCAACUCCGAAAGCGCGGUCGUUACCGUCCAGAGGGCCGCGUGGCGGUACUACGAGCUGCAGAACCUGCGUCCCAACACGCUGCUGCACCUCACCCUCACCCAGACCACGACCGGUGACGCCGACCUGUACCUCCAGGUGGGCCACUUCCCCAACAUCACCAGCUACGUGGCGAAGAACACCUCCAUCCUCCCGGUGUCCACCGUCAACUUUGCGUCAGUCCUCCUCCUAUUCCUCUACAUAGGUCUCACUUUCACUGAACACGACGGCAUGUCACAGUACAACCCGACCAACUCGGUGCCGCCCGUCUAUGUGGGCGUGUUCGGGUUCUCCACCACAUCGUUCAAGCUCGCCGCGCAGGCCAUCAGCGAGGGUAACGACUGCGCGACGACCACCAGGUGUUCGUUGCACGGCACCUGCUCGGGCCAGGUGUGCCGAUGCUACUCCGACUACCGCGGCUCCAACUGCGAAUACAAGCGUACGCCGUUGAACUUGGGCAGCUCGGUGUCGGGCCUGGUGGCCGACAACGUGUGGAACUAUUACGCCGUGGGCGGCAGCUCCGGCCAGCACGAGCUGCGCGUGCAGCUCACCGAUACCACCUCUAGCGGCGGAGACUGUGACCUGUACGUGAAAGGCGGAGCGUACCCGACCCGUGUCGACUUUGACUACCUCGAUGUGAGCGGCCCCAGCGGAGAGACCACGCUUGUCAUCCCAUCGGCGGCCCUCGAGGGACAGCCGUGGUACAUCGGAGUGUACGGCUACAGUUCGUGUAAUUACAGUCUGAUCGUGACCGAGGUAAACAAGAACAAUAGCCGCUGCGGCGAGCACGGAACGCCCAACAGCGACGGCACUUGCGUCUGCCGCGACUACUACGCCGCCUCGACGGAGCUGGGGCGCGGUGUGGCCGUGAACGGCAGCAUCGCCUUCAACGGGUGGGCCUACUUCCACCUCAAGACACCGGGCAACACCGGAACGCACUCCAUCCAGGCUCACUUGGCCACAUUCGAGUCCUACGUGGACGGCGAUCUAUGGCUCUACGCCAGUCUGGACGGCUGGCCGACGCUCCGCGACUACGACAAGUCGGACACCCGGAUGGGUCAGGCCAUCCACUCGAUCAGCUACAUCGCCACCACCCAGCCCUUCGUGUCGCAGGAGGUGUUCAUCGGCGUCUUCGCUGGCCCCUACUCGCUCCCCACCAACAAUUUCAUCAUCGCGGGACUGUAUUCGAAUGCUGUCGGGUUCCUGGGCGGCUUCUCGUGGUCCGUGCUGGUGGCCUACGUCUGCAAGAACUCCAAGCUCUACGCCAAGUCGGCCGCCGCGGCGUCCGGCGAUGGUGACCUCUCGAUCGAGGAGCGCCUGCUCGCCGAGUUCUUCGAGGUCUACAACCACUGGGACUGGCAGCAGCCCGUCGCCAUCACCCCCGGCUCCGCCCGAUACAAGCCCGGCCACAAGAGCGACAAGAUGCCCAUUGUCACGCCCACGCCGCCGUUCAACAACUCCGCACGCAAUGUGGCGCGAUCAACACUCACCGAAAUGCAGCAGGAGUUCUUUAGAGCGUUUGACAUCACGCAAGCCCCGCAGUGGAACUCCGAGGCCGGGCUGAACGAUCUGCUGCAGCCCACCAACUUCUUCAAGGACUACCACUACUACCUCAUGGUCGAGGUCCACUCGCUCAGCAGUGACGAGGUCACCAAGUGUCUGGGCUGGCUGGAGAGUCGGCUAAUCGCGCUCAUCUUCGACCUGGAGAAGAACCCGCAGACCUACGCUCGGCCCUUCCCCGGCACCUUCGUCAACCUGCACGAGGUCAUCGAAAAGGAGGAAAAGGACAAGGGAAAGGGAAAAGACUUACAGUAA
Acanthamoeba castellanii str. Neff is the source of this 2715-nucleotide messenger RNA. RefSeq names its product EGFlike domain containing protein. Gene Ontology annotation, molecular function: RNA binding; poly(A) RNA polymerase activity. The coding region runs from base 1 to 2715 and encodes 904 amino acids. The transcript has 22 exons. Gene Ontology annotation, cellular component: nucleus. NCBI's taxonomy places the organism in Eukaryota, Discosea, Longamoebia, Acanthamoebidae. The record is from RefSeq and is a predicted model, not a curated record.